ACCUCUCUUGAACCUCCAGCAGUCACCCACGUGUACGUGAUCGGUUCUUCAGCACAAUGAUUCCUAGACUGUCACUCCUAAAAUGCAGUGUACCAACGCUUUCCAGAGCAUUAUCCUACCCCCAAGUACCAUUAACGUCCCCCCUACCAGAUCUAAAGAUUCCUCUGCGUACAGACAAUGCGUCACAAAGCUGGAAUAUUGAGGACUCUAAGUUCCCUCCUACCACAGUGACUUGUUUGGAGAAUGGACUAAGAGUGGCCUCACAGGAGGCUUUCGGUCAAUCUGGUAUUGUUGGGGUGCUGGUGGAUGCUGGUUCAAGGUACGAGGUCACCUAUACCAGUGGACUAUCUCACAUUCUUCAGAGAAUGGCCUUCAAUGGUACAGCCAAGUACCCCACUCGAGACAGUGUUCUGGCGACUCUUGAUCCCAUUGGGGGCAUGCCCAACUGUCAGAGGGCCAGAGACGUACUCAUUUACAUGGUGUCCUCACUCUCCCACGGAUUGCCUCAGGCUAUGGACGUUUUGGCUGAGGCUGUGUGGAGACCAGCUCUAGCACAGGAACAGCUUGAUGCAGAAAAGACUGGUGUCGGGUUUGAGCUGGAUGAGAUAUACAAUGGCCCAAACUCAGAGGCACUCUUGGAGGAAAUGAUACAUCAAGCCAGCUAUCCCUUAAACACUCUAGGUCUACCCAAUAUCUGUCCAAAGGAGAACAUCGACAAUAUUAACCGUGGUGAACUAUUGACGUACCUGUCAUCGCACUUUGACCCCUCACGGAUGGUCCUGGCUGGGGUUAAUGUGGAUCAUGGGCAGUUUUUGGAGCUGGCAAAACAGUAUUUUGUGGAGGCGGAUACUUCAUGGAAGGGUGUGGCCAAGCGUCAAAUUGAUGGGUCAAUAUCUCAGUACAGUGCAGCAGAUGUCAAGAUCAAGAGAGAGGGGCCUCCUGUGGUCGGUCCUAACCCCUUCCCCGAGCUCAUUCACGUAGCCAUCGCCAUGGAAAGUUGUUCAUACCUUGAUCCUGACUUCUUCCCGUAUGCAGUGCUGAACAUGUACAUGGGAGGUGGGGGGUCUUUCUCUGCAGGGGGUCCUGGAAAGGGCAUGUACACACAUCUUUAUCAGGGAGUGCUGACACAGCAUCAUUGGGUCUACUGGGCAAUGGCUCAAAACCACGCCUACAAGGACUCUGGGAUUUUCUGUCUACUGGGCAGUGCCCACCCUUCACGAGCUAGGGACCUCACUCAAGUGCUGUGUCAGCAGUUUCAUCACAUGACUGGUGUUCCUAAUGACGUUGCCCUGUCACGAGCCAAGGAGCAGCUCAAAUCGGCCAUGAUGAUGAACCUGGAAUCAAAGGCUGUGGUGUUUGAAGAUAUUGGGAGACAACUGUUGGGUCAAGACUUCAAGAUGAGCCCGGAGGAACUCUGUGAGAAAAUCGAUACCGUAACGAGUUCUGAUGUGCAAAGGGUGGGUCAACGACUGAUGGAGAGCAGUCCUGCUUUCGCUGCUCUAGGAGACCUCUCUGAAGUGCCCUCUAGAACUGACCUAGAGACAGCUUUGUUCAAAAACAAGGGGGUGCUUAGAUCGAAGAAAAAGUUAUUCACUUUUGGUCAGUCUUGACGUAAAUUCAUGCCGUUAUUCUUAAUUUUGUAUCAUUGUCAGAAUUAUAUAUAUAAUUAUGUGAGUUGCGUCAUCUUGACUGCAAUUUAUAGUUAA
Halichondria panicea is the source of this 1706-nucleotide messenger RNA. Its product is annotated as mitochondrial-processing peptidase subunit alpha-like. Gene Ontology annotation, molecular function: metal ion binding. The record is from RefSeq and is a predicted model, not a curated record. Gene Ontology annotation, cellular component: mitochondrion. The coding region runs from base 57 to 1610 and encodes 517 amino acids. Lineage: Eukaryota; Metazoa; Porifera; Demospongiae; Suberitida; Halichondriidae. The transcript is spliced from 6 exons.